UAACUAAACGGGUUGGAAGCAUGGUGGAGGCAGAAAUUAACAUUUAUUGAGUACUUACCAGCCGAGUAGGGUACACUGGAUCAUUAACUCGCAAAAAACGUUCUGGAGUACAUUAUCCCCAUUUUACGGGGAGCAACUGAACUCGAGGAAUCCAGAGGCUAAGCGCCUCACUGGGCCGUCCCUGCGCGCCUCCGCCAGGAAGGCCUCCAAGUACUUCUCUCAGAGUCCCGCUUCCGCCCAGGCCGGUUAGACGCGCCGUUAGCACCACGCAUGGAGAGCACCACGGAUGGAGAGCGCCACGGAACCAAGUGGCCGGGCUUCUGAUGUUCCCGGCUCUCUCAAUUAACAGCCAGCUUCUCGCCCCGCGGCUUCCCGCGAUGCCUUUCGGGAUUUGUAGUCAGACGUCGUCAGCCCGCUCCUAGACGAGCAAGAAUAAGACUCUAAUUCCCAGUAUGCCCCGCCGCGGGCAAGUGCUGCACCUAUUCUCUUCCUCCUCACUUUCCCAUUCCUUCCCUUCCCUGGCUUCUCUGAAUUGUCCACUCCGGGAUCUUUUCUGUGACUUCCUUCGACACUUUCCCCAUCUUUUUCUCACAUUUUCCCCACCAUCUUUCCCCCUGUUUCUGGGAGCCAAUGCGAGACAUUGGUUCUGAUUAAGGGACAGCUCGAGACUCGGGGUGUGCGAGGAGGAUCGACACAGAGUGGUGAUGGAGAGCACCCCCUCAAGGGGUGGUCUGAACCGAGUACACCUACAAUGCAGGAAUCUGCAGGAAUUCUUAGGAGGCCUGAGCCCUGGGGUAUUGGACCGAUUGUAUGGGCACCCUGCCACUUGUCUAGCUGUCUUCAGGGAGCUGCCAUCAUUGGCUAAGAACUGGGUGAUGCGGAUGCUCUUUCUGGAGCAGCCAUUGCCACAAGCUGCUGUAGCCCUGUGGGUAAAGAAAGAAUUCAGCAAGGCUCAGGAGGAAAGUACAGGGCUGCUGAGUGGCCUCCGUAUCUGGCACACCCAGCUGCUCCCAGGUGGGCUCCAGGGCCUCAUCCUCAACCCAGUCUUCCGCCAGAACCUCCGCAUUGCCCUUCUGGGUGGGGGAAAGGCCUGGUCUGAUGACACAAGUCAGCUGGGACCAGACAAGCACGCUCGGGAUGUUCCCUCACUUGACAAGUACGCCGAGGAGCGAUGGGAGGUGGUCUUGCACUUCAUGGUGGGCUCCCCCAGCGCAGCUGUCAGCCAGGACUUGGCUCAGCUCCUCAGCCAGGCUGGGCUCAUGAAGAGUACUGAACCUGGAGAGCCGCCCUGCAUUACUUCUGCUGGCUUCCAGUUCCUAUUGCUGGACACCCCGGCCCAGCUCUGGUACUUUAUGUUGCAGUAUCUGCAGACUGCCCAGAGCCGGGGCAUGGACCUAGUGGAGAUUCUCUCCUUCCUCUUCCAGCUCAGCUUCUCUACUCUGGGCAAGGAUUACUCUGUGGAAGGUAUGAGUGAUUCUCUGCUGAACUUUCUGCAACAUCUGCGGGAGUUUGGUCUUGUUUUCCAGAGGAAGAGGAAAUCUCGGCGUUACUACCCCACACGACUGGCCAUCAAUCUCUCAUCAGGUGUCUCUGGAGCUGGGGGCACUGUGCAUCAGCCAGGCUUCAUUGUUGUGGAAACCAAUUACCGACUGUAUGCCUACACGGAGUCGGAGCUGCAGAUUGCCCUCAUUGCUCUCUUCUCUGAGAUGCUCUAUCGCUUCCCCAACAUGGUGGUAGCGCAGGUGACCCGAGAGAGUGUGCAGCAGGCCAUCGCCAGUGGCAUCACAGCCCAACAGAUAAUCCAUUUCCUAAGGACAAGGGCCCACCCAGUGAUGCUCAAACAGACACCUGUCCUGCCUCCCACCAUCACAGACCAGAUUCGGCUGUGGGAGCUGGAAAGGGACAGACUUCGGUUCACCGAGGGCGUCCUGUACAACCAGUUCCUGUCCCAAGUGGACUUUGAGCUGCUGCUGGCGCACGCGCGGGAGCUGGGCGUGCUAGUGUUCGAGAACUCGGCCAAGCGGCUCAUGGUGGUGACCCCGGCCGGGCACAGCGACGUCAAGCGUUUCUGGAAGCGGCAAAAACACAGCCUCUGAGAGUGCAGGACCCAGACCCCGACCUGGGCGGGCGGGCCCGGGUGGGGCGGGCUGGCUGAGCCGGCCGCAGAACUCAGGUGUAUUUUAUUUACACGUCGGGACUUUGCUUGUCUAAUAAAGCUUUGA
Messenger RNA from Microcebus murinus (gray mouse lemur), 2222 nucleotides. RefSeq names its product general transcription factor IIH subunit 4 (gene GTF2H4). Gene Ontology annotation, cellular component: transcription factor TFIIH holo complex; transcription factor TFIIH core complex. Gene Ontology annotation, molecular function: ATPase activator activity; double-stranded DNA binding. The record is from RefSeq and is a predicted model, not a curated record. NCBI's taxonomy places the organism in Eukaryota, Metazoa, Chordata, Mammalia, Primates, Cheirogaleidae. Gene Ontology annotation, biological process: nucleotide-excision repair.